AUUAUUGUGUUGGAAAUACAAAACACUCUGCAAACACAUAAUGCCGUUCUGUAAAUGUAGUUGUUAAUUUUGUGUCAAAAAAAUUCUAGAGAUUACAUUUAUGUAUGAAUUUAAGAAGCAAUUUUCUCUUAUUUUGUUCUUUUAUAAUGGCGUCAUGGUAACUCAUAAAAUCGUAUCUAUUUGCCAUCAUUUCAAACACAUCAGUUUAUUGAAAUACCAUAAGGCAUAUACUUAUCCAACAUGUAAACUCAAAUAUUGGUUGUGUAUUAGGUUCAACGAAACAAACUCUGUAAAGGAUACUCAAGUAUAAUGGUCAAUAACCCAAAUCCAUCCACUGCAUUACCCUCAGGGCCUCGUGGCCCCGCAUCUGUUUUGGGAUCUGAGUUCACAUUAUUCUGAAUAUGUCACAACCAUUCCCAUCAGCCAGUGAGUUCCAGUGUAUGGGAGAAUGAGUGCUGUUCUGGGCAAGCUUUUCCCGAAAUGCAUAUGAUUCACCAUUAACCCCCCAGACUUCCCUACAGCUGGUUCAGAUGAUGCGGUGGUGUCUGUGAUGUGUUUUCAUAUGCUUGGUGUGCUUAUCUUCUACAUUGUUAUUCACCACAUUCCUGUAACCACCGCAUGACAGUAAAGAAACUGGCUAGUUACCACAUAUACCACAUUUAGUCCCAUUUCACGAUGUAAAUAUCUUUCUCCUCUGUGUCCCACUUUGAUGCUGUGUUUUUUUUCUGCCCCCUAUUUUUUUUUCUACAUGUCCAAUGUCUGUCCAUCUCCCCUUACUCCUGUCUGUCCAUUUGUCCCCCUCCUCACUUUAGGACGUUGGCUCCUUGCGGUGUUGAGAGUUUAGGGUCACUUUCACUCUCAGCAUUGGGGCACAGUGCAUGCGACCACCCGGCCAGCCUGCCCUAAGUUGCCAUGGCCACAGUCACCCCUGGCGACUGCCCUCACGCCACAGACCGAGCCAGGGUGAGGAGGAGGAGGGUGGAGGGCAAAGGGAGGAAGAACUUUCCAUGCCAGCUGUGUGAGAAAGCCUUCAACAGCGUGGAGAAGCUCAAGGUGCACUCGUACUCACACACUGGCGAGAGACCGUACAGCUGCACUCACACCGACUGCACCAAGGCCUUUGUCUCCAAGUACAAACUCUUACGGCACAUGGCCACACACUCGCCAGAGAAGACCCACAAGUGCACUUACUGUGAGAAGAUGUUCCAUCGCAAGGACCACCUGAAGAACCACCUACACACGCACGACCCCAACAAGGAGGCCUUCACCUGCGACGAGUGUGGCAAGAGCUACAACACCAAGCUGGGCUUCAAGCGCCAUUUGGCCCUGCAUGCGGCCCACAGCGGGGACUUGACCUGCCAGGUGUGCCUCCAGCCGUACCCCAACACUGCCCUGCUGCUCGAGCACCUGCGCGGCCACGCCGGCAAGAGCUCCUCCGCUGCCAAGGAGAAGCGGCACCAGUGUGAGCACUGCGAGCGCCGCUUCUACACGCGCAAGGACGUGCGCCGCCACAUGGUGGUGCACACGGGUCGCAAGGACUUCCUGUGCCAGUACUGCGCCCAGCGCUUCGGCCGCAAGGACCACCUGACACGCCACGUGAAGAAGAGCCACGCCCCCGAGCUGCUGCUGGCCGUCAAGGCCGAGCCGGUGGAGCUGGAGCCAAUCGCCUGCCAGCUGCCGCCGGCCGCCCCCUGCGAGAUGGGCAGUGGCGCCGUGAAGGACGAGUUGUCUCUCCUCAGCGGUGGUUUGUUUGGCCCCUCCCCCCCACUGUCGCUGCGCUACCCGUUGGGCCCCGCCUCCUACUCGCCUCCUCCGCCCCUGAGGGCGGAGCUAGAGACCUACCUGCUGGAGCUGCAGGGGCACUUACCUUCUGAGCCCGCCCACUUGGAAGACACACCCUUGCCCAAGAUCAGCAGCGCUGCCGCGGCGACCAGUGAUACAUUUGGCUCUUCCUCGCUGGAGUUCUCACAGCUCUUCAAUUUCCUGCCUCUCAACGGCCCCUGCUACAGCCAGGCAGCUGGGUCAGCGCUUGGGCUCUCCUACCCAGCAGAGGAGGGGCUGUCGCUGGCUCCACCCAUCUCCCAGGAUCCCACAGCGGAGCCUGUCGGUCCCCUACACACACUCUCCUCUACUUACACCCCGGGUCUCAGCACACAUGCACAUACACACUCGGCCAGCCUUAGCACAACCACCACCCUGCCUCGCUUCCACCAGGCUUUCCAGUAACACACACACACACACACACACACACACACACACACACACACACACACACACACACACACACAUACACACUGCCUCACUUCAAUACAGUUAUGUAAACCUACAAACAUUACCAGUCAAAGAACAGUCCUGAUGCCAGUAACACA
Clupea harengus (Atlantic herring) is the source of this 2369-nucleotide messenger RNA. It is a transcript of the gene plag1, whose product is annotated as zinc finger protein PLAG1-like. Lineage: Eukaryota; Metazoa; Chordata; Actinopteri; Clupeiformes; Clupeidae. The record is from RefSeq and is a predicted model, not a curated record. The transcript has 2 exons. The coding region runs from base 913 to 2226 and encodes 437 amino acids.